Molecule: messenger RNA, 1111 nt
Organism: Ceratina calcarata
Lineage: Eukaryota; Metazoa; Arthropoda; Insecta; Hymenoptera; Apidae
Product: neuferricin
Exons: 4
Cellular component (GO): endomembrane system; membrane
Source: RefSeq, a predicted model, not a curated record
AAAUAUACAAAUUUAGACGAUGGUUUAUAUAUUUCAAUAUUAGGUCAAGUAUUUGAUGUCACGAAAGGUGCAAAAUUUUAUGGUCCUGGUGCCACUUACCAUGCAUUUACAGGCUGUGAUGCAUCUUUAGCAUUUAUUACAGGAGAAUUUCAUAGUAAAGGUUUAACAGAUGAUAUCUCUUCAUUAUCAUUUGAACAGAUUAAAAUGCUUGAUUCGUGGGUCCAGUUUUACAACAAAAAUUACAUUUACAAAGGAAAGUUAAAUGGUAGAUAUUAUAAUGAACAUGGUUUGCCAACAGAAGAAUUUCACAAUGUACAAAGAAUAUUAAGGCAGGCAAAGGAAGAACAAUUUCAGGACGAACACAAGAAAAAGAUGUUUCCACCAUGUAAUAUAGAAUGGAAACCAGAUUCUGGGACUGUAGUAUGGUGCACUAAAAAAAGCGGAGGAAUUGAGCGGGACUGGAUUGGUGUACCAAGAAUGCUAUUUGCAUCCCCAAAUUCGAAAGAAUAUAGGUGUGCCUGUGUUAACCUUGACAGUAGAGAAUACCAUGACAUGAAGGGUAUGAUCAGAGAAUACCUUCAAUGUCCUAAAACCUCUGUAAAAUGUGCUGUAACAGAGAUUUUAUAGACGACGCAUCAGAUGUUUCAUGAGUAUUCAUAGUUCAAUGUUAUGUAAAUAUAUUUAAUUAAUUUUGUUAUUUAAGAAAUAGAUAUUUUUACAUACUUUCAUAGAUAUUGAUAUACAAGUGUAAAUAAUUUGUAAUUCAAAAUAUAGCUUGAUAUAUUUAUAAGAAAGGAUAUAUUAUAGAAAUUAUUUUAUUCUUGACAAAUGUACAAUCUUAAAUAAAUAUUUGUAUGACGUUUUUAUAUUUCAGUCUUUUCUCAACAUGUACUGAUAACUUGUAAAAUUACAUAUUGCUCAAAAUAUACUUGAUCUCACUAAACAUGUGUACUUUUUUAAUGCUCAUUGAUAUAAAAAGACAUUUUGUAAUCUAUGAAAAGUUUUAUAAUUAAUGCAAUACAUAAGUAUAGUACAAUAUAAAUGCGUUUACAAAUCAAACAUUUAAAAAAAAAAUAAAUCGUUGUUUUUAUGUCCUAUUCAAAUGAUUUUU